CUGCUCUUCUUCUCCACGACCUCUUGCUUGAAAAUGUCGUCUUCUUCUUCUCCCCCUACUCCUAGCAACCGCUUCACAACACCACCACCACAAUCUCACCCCGACAAUGGCGACCCCUGAAUAGAACGAGACGCCUCGCGUCCUCAGCCCUAUCUAGAUGGAGGAGAAAUCCCUGGCCCCCAACGCCAUGGAGCACGUCCAGCCGAAUGGUGGAGUGACAGCCUGGGCGUGUGUGGCCGGUUCGUUUCUGCUGCAGUUCUGCUCGUUUGGUUACGUCAACGCAUGGGGAACCUUCCAGCUGUACUACCCAGACGCCAUGUUCUCCGACGAAAGCGCCUCCUCCCUGGCGUGGAUCACAACCUUCCAGAUCUUCCUGCUCUUCAUACUCGGGCCCGCCGUGGGCAAGAUGAUCGACCUCUACGGCUGCCGCAGGUUCUUGCCCGCCCUUUAGCUUCAUGGCCGUGUUCUCCGUGUGCAUGCUCAGCCUGUGCUCCAAGUACUGGCAGGUCAUGCUGGCGCAGGGUAUCGCUUCUGGUCUGGCGGUUGCCAUUGUGUCUUCGGGGAGUAGUUUAGGUGAGAAACCCUCCUAU
Penicilliopsis zonata CBS 506.65 is the source of this 590-nucleotide messenger RNA. RefSeq lists its product as hypothetical. NCBI's taxonomy places the organism in Eukaryota, Fungi, Ascomycota, Eurotiomycetes, Eurotiales, Aspergillaceae. The transcript is spliced from 2 exons. The record is from RefSeq and is a predicted model, not a curated record. The coding region runs from base 158 to 451 and encodes 97 amino acids.